UGCAUCAAAAGUUGGUUUGCCAGCCGCCAUAAAAAGUCAGAAGAAGAAGAAGAAGAAAAGAAAAGAAACAAAACAACCUGCAAACCAAACACUGCGUCUCCGGUUCACUCUGUCAUUUAAAGGUGAAUUGUGUGUAAUCUCUGCAGGAAUGGAGCACAGUUGUGUCCUUGUGCAAGUCCUGAUCUUCCUCAUGAUGACUUUUCCUCAGGCAUCUGCAGCCACACACUCUCUGCAGUACAGCUACACUGCACUCACACCAGGAAUACAUUUCCCAGAGUUCACUGCUGUUGGUCUGGUGGAUGGAGAACAGUUUGUGUCCUAUGACAGUAACAUGAGGAAGAUGAUCCCAAAGACAGAGUGGAUACAGAAUAUCAGCACUGAUAGUCCAGAUUACUGGAACAGAGAGACACAGGACAUACAGAGUGAUCAGGAGAAAGUCCAUCAGCUCCUGGUUACAGUAAUGAAAGACUUUAAUCACACUGAAGGAGUUCACACACUCCAGAGGAUGUACAGCUGUGAGCUCCAUGAUGACGGCGCUGUCAGAGGAUUCGAUCAGUUCGGUUAUGAUGGAGAAGAUUUCAUCAGUCUGGAUCUGAAAACUGGAACCUGGACUGCAGCUAAACCACAAGCUGAGAUCAUCAGGAACCAGUUUAAUAAUGAUACUGGUUUUACUGUGGACCAGAAAAACUACCUGGAGAACGAGUGUAUCAACUGGUUAAAGAAGUUUGUGUCUUAUGGCAGAGAGACUCUGGAGAGGAAAGUUCGUCCUGAGGCAUCAGUGUUCCAGGAGUACUAUUUUUCACCAGAGGUGGUGUGUCACGCUACAGGUUUCUUCCCUAAAGCAGUGAUGAUCUCCUGGAGGAAGGACGGAGAGGACGUGCAUGAGGACGUGGAGCUCAGAGAGACGUUACCCAACCAGGAUGGAAGCUUCCAGAAGAGAAGCAUUCUGCAAGUCCCUUAUGAGGAGCUGGAGGAACACAACUACACCUGUGUCAUUCAGCACAGCAGCUUGGAGGAGGAGUUAGUGCUGCCCAUGGACAUAAUCGAGCCUCAAAUCAUAUCGUGUUAUUUUGGAGACUAUGAUGAAGAUUUGGGUGGAUUAUCACGUGGUGGAAAGAUUGCUAUCAUUAUUGGUGUAGUUGUGGUUCUUGUUGCCAGUGUUGCAGGAUUUCUCAUCUGGAAGAAGAGCAAGAUGUCUGACUUGUUCAAACACGUUCCACUCAGCUCCAAUGCCUGAGACGUGUCCUACAAAUAGAUGAGGAGAACUUGGCCCUUCUACUCGGCUGCGGACCUGGCUCAUCCUUUCUGUUUGGCUGUGGACGUCGCCCUUCUUUUCUGCUUGGCUGUGGACGUCGCUCAGCCCUUCUGCUCGGCUGUGGACGUCGCUCGGCCCUCUCUGGCUGCCCGCUGUGUGGAAUCCACAGCACAGAAUCCUUGUCGUUAUUUGUCACAUCUUUGUCAUGUCCUUGUGCCUGUUUUGUAUUUUUUAAGUUAUUAAACCUGUUCAUUUUUACGCUA
This is a messenger RNA of Tachysurus fulvidraco (yellow catfish), 1518 nucleotides long. Its product is annotated as BOLA class I histocompatibility antigen, alpha chain BL3-6-like. The record is from RefSeq and is a predicted model, not a curated record. The coding region runs from base 149 to 1237 and encodes 362 amino acids. The transcript is spliced from 9 exons. NCBI's taxonomy places the organism in Eukaryota, Metazoa, Chordata, Actinopteri, Siluriformes, Bagridae. Gene Ontology annotation, cellular component: external side of plasma membrane. Gene Ontology annotation, biological process: immune response.